AGCACUUAGCACUCACUUGCAAUGGCUAUAAGUGAGUGAUUACUUCAUUGUCAAAUUGGAUGUAUUGGUGAUUUCUCUAAUGACUUUCUAUUGCAGGGCUUCAAUUUGAGAAUUCAUGUGAAGUUGGUGUUUUUUCAAAGCUAACCAAUACAUAUUCUUUGGUUGCUAUUGGGGCUUCUGAAAACUUCUACAGGUAUGAGAUUGUGAUAAAUUCGACCCAAUAGGUUCUUAGCUCAGUGAAGAUUUUAUGUUGUGCAGCGUGUUUGAGGAUGCGUUACCUGAAAAUUUUCCAGUGAUCAAAACUUCCAUUGGAGGAACAAGGAUAAUUGGAAGACUCUGUGCUGGAAACAAAAAUGGGCUUCUUUUGCCUCACACUACUACAGAUCAAGAACUUUGGCACUUGAGGAAUAGUCUCCCGGACAGAGUAGUGGUUCAUCGCAUUGAAGAGCGGUUAUCUGCACUCGGAAACUGCAUAGCAUGCAAUGAUUAUGAAUCUCUUGCACAUGUAGAUCUUGACAAGGAAACUGAAGAGAUGAUUGCUGAUGUUCUUGGUGUGGAAGUUUUACGGCAUACAAUAGCAGAUAAUAUUCUUGUUGGAAGCUAUUGUGCUUUCUCAAACUUGGGAGGCUUGGUACAUCCUCAUGCAUCUAUUGAAGAGAUGACGGAGCUUGCACGUCUCCUUGGUAUUCCUGUGACUGCAGGAACUGUGAACCGCGGUAGUGAAGUGAUAGCUGCUGGUAUGAUUGUCAACGACUGGGCAGCGUUUUGUGGGUCAGACACAACAGCAACAGAAGUGGCUGUUAUCGACAACAUUUUCAAGUUGCAGGGGGCUCAACCCAGUCUUAAUGAGAUCAGGAAAUCUGUGAUCGACAUGUACGUUUGAGUUAUUUUUGUAUACAUACUGAGUUUUGUGUGUUAAUUGAUUCUAUGCACAGACUACGGUGAAUCUUAAUCAUGCAGUACAUUCAUCCAAUUAACAAAGUAUGAGUCUGAGUUGCUAUUAGAGUUGUAACAAGUCACAAUGAAAUGAUCUUUACAUAUUCUAAUGUUAU
Molecule: messenger RNA, 1052 nt
Organism: Solanum lycopersicum (tomato)
Lineage: Eukaryota; Viridiplantae; Streptophyta; Magnoliopsida; Solanales; Solanaceae
Source: RefSeq, a predicted model, not a curated record